AUGGGUUCUGAGCGUGAGAACAAGACGUUCCUCGCGAGGCUCUGCGAGCAGGCCGAGCGCUACGAUGAGAUGGUUAGCUACAUGAAGGAAGUCGCCAACAUUGGUGGCGAGCUUACCGUCGAUGAGCGCAACCUCCUGUCCGUCGCUUACAAGAACGUUGUUGGUACCCGCCGUGCCUCCUGGCGCAUCAUCUCCUCCAUCGAGCAGAAGGAGGAGUCCAAGGGCUCUGAGGAGCACGUUACCAUCAUCCGGGAUUACCGCCAGAAGAUCGAGACUGAGCUGGAGAAGGUCUGCCAGGAUGUCUUGGACGUCCUUGACUCGUCCCUGAUCCCCAAGGCCGAGACUGGCGAGUCCAAGGUGUUCUACUACAAGAUGAAGGGUGACUACCACCGUUAUCUGGCCGAGUUCGCUUCUGGCAACAAGCGCAAGGUUGCCGCUACCGAUGCCCACGAGGCCUACAAGAACGCUACCGACGUUGCCCAGACCGAUCUCACCCCUACCCACCCCAUUCGCCUUGGUCUCGCGUUGAACUUCUCCGUCUUCUACUACGAGAUCCUCAACUCUCCCGACCGUGCCUGCCACCUCGCCAAGCAGGCCUUUGACGACGCCAUCGCUGAGCUCGACUCCCUCUCUGAGGAGAGCUACCGUGACAGCACCCUCAUCAUGCAGCUUCUGCGUGACAACCUCACUCUCUGGACCUCUUCCGAUGGCAACGAGGGUGCCGAGGGUGCUGCCCCCAAGGAGGAUAAGGCCGAGGAGGAGGCCGCUGCCCCUGCCGCCGAAGACAAGGCCGAGGAGGCCGAGCCUCAGGCUGCGUCUUAA
Molecule: messenger RNA, 822 nt
Organism: Penicillium daleae
Lineage: Eukaryota; Fungi; Ascomycota; Eurotiomycetes; Eurotiales; Aspergillaceae
Product: 14-3-3 adaptor artA-like protein
Exons: 8
Coding region: 1-822 (273 amino acids)
Biological process (GO): signal transduction
Cellular component (GO): cytoplasm
Source: RefSeq, a predicted model, not a curated record